This is a messenger RNA of Vigna unguiculata (cowpea), 1191 nucleotides long. RefSeq names its product protein neprosin-like. The record is from RefSeq and is a predicted model, not a curated record. Lineage: Eukaryota; Viridiplantae; Streptophyta; Magnoliopsida; Fabales; Fabaceae.
AUGCUACCUAUCGCUGCAUCGAUGCUUCAUGAUGCUGCAUCAUCUAUGUGUUUCUGCGUCAUAGCAGCUACCAUCGCCUCUAUUGCCCUAACAAUAUCGAUUACCUUGAAGGAAGAUUUGGAGUUUCAGACAAAACCAAACCUUACUAAUAAGACUCCAAUCAAGACUAUUUAUACAGAGUUUGAAGAUAUUAUUGAUUGCAUUGACAUUUACAAACAACCAGCUUUCAACCAUCCUUUACUAAAAAAUCACAAAUUACAGAUAAAACCCAAUUUUGAAAAUGUAAUUGAAAAAACAUUUGUGAAUAACUCACAAAUUGGAUCCAUAUUUGGAUUUGGUAAGGAAGAAUGUCCAAAAGGAACGGUUCCAAUACAAAGAACAAAAUAUGAUAUCUCUGAUGAAAAAUUAUUAAAUGAUCAUAUAUUGCUUAAAGACAUCCCUGGUGUUCAUAUUGCAGAAAUAUCUAUGAUACAAACGUAUGCUCCUUUUUAUAAAGUUAGUGGGAUAAGUAGCCUUUAUAAUCCAAAAGUUGAGAAAGAUGAAAUCUCUAUGGCUCAUAUAUGGGCUGAGAAUGGACCUGUAGAAUCUUCCAACAGAAUAACGACUGGAUGGCAUGUAGCUCCAAACAUAUACGGUGAUGCAAGAACCCAUUUUUAUACGUCAUGGACGUCAGAUAAUUUCAAGAAAACAGGAUGCUAUAAUACUGCAUGUCGAGGUUUUGUUCAGAUUGACAGGAAGAAUUUCGCUGGUGGAUAUUUUCCUCAAGUAUCUACCUAUGGUGGACCAAUUUACGAGGCUUACCUGGCUAUUGCUCAAGAUCCAAAGACAAAAAAUUGGUGGAUAAGGGCAGGAAAUGUAAACAUUGGAUAUUAUCCAGCAGCAUUGUUCUCGAACUUAGGGUCAGCAUCCAUUGUAGGGUGGGGUGGGAGAACGAAAGCUAAAGUUGGUGGUCUUAGUCCUCCAAUGGGAUCUGGGCAUGUUCCUGAUGGGAACAAGGCCCAUGCAUCUUAUUUUAGAUCUCCCAAAAUUAACCGUGCACCAGGAGAACCUGAUUAUACACCUGCAAAUACUAGGACCGGAGGCUUCUCUGACAACACUAAUUGUUAUGGUGUUUAUUACUACUAUAAAUCAGAUGUUAGUGAAGAAGGUGUUAUCCAGUUCGGAGGACCUGGAGGAAAAUGUGGAGUUUAA